Eimeria acervulina is the source of this 4476-nucleotide messenger RNA. RefSeq names its product Proteophosphoglycan 5, related. The record is from RefSeq and is a predicted model, not a curated record. The transcript has 2 exons. Lineage: Eukaryota; Apicomplexa; Conoidasida; Eucoccidiorida; Eimeriidae. Bases 1 to 4476 code for a protein of 1491 amino acids.
AUGGUGGUUCAAAGUCUUCGGAUCGGGCUCCAUAUUCUCCAAAAAAAGGUCAAUUUGACGCAUACACAGGCACCCCCCACAGGUUCCCAAAACGGGAAGGAGAGCUUCCAGGUUUGUCCCGGUACCAGGGGAAAAAAGCUUUGCUCAGGGACGAAGACGACGUUGUCCUCACUCAGCAGGCAGUGUACGCUUGAGGCGGCCCCUCAUUGUGUCUGUGUGUUUCAAGAGGGAGAUCGCAUUUGCAAGUUGAAAUGCCGAAACUUGGACGAGGUUCAAGCGCCGGCUGUGAAUGCUCUGCCUGAGUGCCAAUCGCAUUCAAAGCGUAUUCCUUGUAGGUGGUUGGAAGAGCGGCAUCACCGCACAGAACUGCCUCCAGCUGCUGAGGAUUAUUGUAGCUCUGCGGAUUGCGAGGAAACCACUGAUGCAGCAAAAGAAGCCACUCAGGGCGGUGCUGUGGAGCACCUCGAGUUCACGUUUAAACGAAGAACAAAUCGAGAGCAGCCUCAACCCUCCCUCGAGGAAACAGAUGGGGCGAAACAGCCUAAAGGUCAAAGCCAGUCAGGGACAAAACCACCAACUAGGCUCCAUACAGGAGCAUCACACAAUGCGCCGUUGGGGCAGAGUGGCAAUAAAACAUUUUCAAAGGUGCAAAUACACUCGCCUACAGCAUCAGAUAGGCCAGCACGGAAGGCACAACUGCAGCACGACCCGCCGAUUGUUGAAGAUGGCGCCAGGCUUUGUCAACAGAUUCAUGGGGGGCAGCAAACCAUGCAAAAUCAGGAAACGUUCCUUAGUUUGUGUGUCAAAGAGAGCAGCGUUUACUCCGCACCCGCCAGAAGCACACUUCCACGGCAAUCUGCAAAUUUUCUAAUAGCUGCAUGGGCGUUAUUUUCUCUUUUGAAGCGCAUGCAACUGACUGCCUUUCCUCUCAGUCCGCUCCUGGGUCCUUUCCCUUCGCCCUACAGCAACAGAAAUGCCCUGCAUCAUCGUAACGAGCAGCAAUCACCUUCUUGUACAAAGAGACAAGAAGAUGCUGACAUCCCUGGAAAAGGUUCAUGCGGCAUCCAGUGCUCUCUUGUAAAGUUGGGUACAGGGAGCAGCGAAGGCCCGGUUAUAUUUGGCUGUUGCAACAAAAAUGACUGCUCGGAAGUGGGAGAUACUGCGACCGGGCGUAAGAGCAAGUCCUUCGCUGCGACGCCAGCCGAAAAGCCAGCAAUAGUACUUGAACGUCAGAAGUUGUCCGCUCCAUCGGGUGAUUUUUGGGAGUCUGGGUUUAGUCUAACCAACAUUGGGUCAUGUGGUCUUUCCGCCACCGAGGCUUUUGAACGCGCCCCUGCAGCAGCAGCCAGAUCUGCAUCCGCACAUCCCCCCUCUAUAACGGGAAGCAUGAUUCAAGAUUCUGCCUGUUCGAAAGAGUGUUCCCUGGCUAUCCAAAUAAGUUGCUGCCCCCGGAGGUCCGUAGGGGGCAGUUCACCUGGGCGUUGUGGCUUAUCUGGGGAGAGUUUAGCUGACUCAGGUACUGUUCUGGGCGGAAGCCAUCUACAGGAGCACUUAGAGAAGACUGAACAGGACGUGCAAAACGCAGGCCCAAAAACAGGGCUGCAUAAUCCUCAAUCACGAUGCGUUUGCAUAACGCGGCAGUGCCCUACAAUCUGCUUUGCACAACGGGCAAAAGUGAGAUGCUCAUCAUCCCCCGGGUUGCUGACUACAGGGUCACCUGCCCUUGCGCAGCUAGCUUAUUGUUCACAAGAUGAGGCAAACGCUUUCCCCUGCCGCAGUUCCGGAAUACCAAACCAAACUCCUCUUACAGGAACCAAGGAGAGGAAUGCGCAGGCCAACGCACGUCAGUCGGCCUCGACUGCAAAUGAACAAGACCAGAAUAAUUGUACUUCAUUCCUGGGAGAAUCAAUGAAAGCUGUUCAAGCUGAAGGUGGAAAUGGUGAAACUGGUGGGUGUUUAAGGGCAGUGACGUGCACGCGCAGUCACGAGGAAGUGGCCUUGCCGAGCAAACCCGCCAUUAUUCAGGAUCAUCUCCCUUCUAGGAAACAGGAAGGAUUAGAAGAGGGACACCAGACAAAUAAGAGUGGACUUAUGUUUAAAAUAGGGAGUAAUGACGGGAAGAGCUAUAUGUUUUGCAAUGAGUCCCUUCCACAGCCUCAGCAGGUUCCUCACCGAAGCACUAGCAAGGAAGAAGGCUGCUCCUAUGAAUGUACAGAUGCAGCAGCAUUUUCAAAGGACACAUUUUCUCAUGAGAACGGUGCAAGUGGUGCUAGCAGAUUACCAAAGUUGAGAGAGCAACAAGACUGGCCCUGCGUUCAGCACUAUUAUGAUGGCUUACUCCAACCCAGACGACGCGCAACGGCAAACACAACUACGACGCGUGCAGCUGUGAAAGGAUUUCCUCGUGCAUGUGGGGGAAGCCCUCGCACUACGCUGCAACUGCCUUUAGAGAGUACGCUUGGUCAUCGGCCUCUUUGCGCAUCUUCGCCUGGCUGCCCUUUCUCAUCCUUCACUCCCUCUGAGCCGUUACACCUUCUUCGUGAAGGCAUGCGUUCCUCUAUAACUAGUACAGUUGUUUUGGAAGAUCAGUCUUCUUCCUUAUCGAACCCAAUGCAGAUGGAAGAGCACGCAACAACAGUUGAUGGCGCAGCAGUUCACUUGGCGUCCGGAAACUGUGCGACAAUGAAAGCAAGCGAUGUGGAUAGAAGCUGCUCAGUCAUUCCAUCGGGAUCAGGGUUUCUGCCACCGUCCGUAAUCUCCGUUUCGCCUGCUCAUAGUCCCCCAAUGUGUCCUUCUUCUCAUAAGUGUAUCCAAACAACAGUGCAAUGCGUCAUCCCCGGGAGUACCCGAUUUCCAGCGAGCAGCCCGCAAAAAUGCAGGUGUCUUUAUCCCACCAUAGCAACGUACUCACCACUCCGGAAAUCUUCCUCACGAGCCUACAUGGCUUCCAAGACGGCAUUCAACGGCCAAACAUUGGGGGAGUCAGCAGUAGUGGAAGACGUGAAGAUUGCCUGCCCAUCCUCCCCUCCUAGUACAGUUAUUCCGUGUCAUGUGACACAUCGUCGUACUACAGAGAAUCCAACAUUUCCUUUGGUGGUUAGGCCAAAUGACGAUGCCUCCGCGACCACGAAAAAUGAACGAUCCCACCGAGCUGAAACGAGCGAAUCUAGUAUGGAGGAUUGGAGAGAAGCUUCAGCUAACGACGCCAAGGAGCCGUCGCAACCGCAAGCUGCAAUGCCCUCGGACAGCAGAAUACCAAGCUGCUCUUCGGCAGCAAAAUCCCCCCAAUUGGGCGCUCACACCAACGCAAAGGAAAGCAAAAGCCCGCAGAAUUGCGAAGUCGACGAAGGGCUCUUGAACCCACGCAGAAUAGUUAGCGAGUCACCAAAAGAAUCUCGCCCAAGGCCAGUCCAGGGCGUGUCUUCUUCUGCCUUGCCUUAUGCACCGUGUGAAGAUCUGUACAGUAGCUCUCCACACUGCACGUCGGCAGGCCGAAGCCUUGCCAGCCGAUUCUUAUCACAUAUUCGUGAUGGCAUACGCCUCACUCGCCUUCGGCACAGGAGUAGAAGCGCCUCCAAAAUUCCAUGCACCACUUCGGUGCGCAACAACUCUACUGACUCUCGCGGAGCUGACUGCGAGGGAGCAAAAGGACUGCCCAGGUCGCCUGAAUCCUGCUUGCGUUUUCCAGAGCAAACAGCAGGACCGAAGAAAACUUCAGCUGUUCACGAGUCGUCCUCAGACUACAGUUCAUUCAGUUUUGGCAACUGCAGAAUAGGUAGUGGAGGUAUGAAUGACCCGACAACGAAGAUUUCACCGCUGCGUCAGAACCCCGCAAAAGUCGAGCUUAGUACUGAAGGGCUCGAGCAAAUUCCUGCAGGUGUGACGCGACAUACGAGUCAAACAACAACCUCCCAAUUUUCCCAAGCUCGUGGCACUGCUAAAGAUACAUUGCAACUUGGCGUUCCUGUUUUCGCCGAAUCGGCAUUCCAUAGUUGUUUUCCACCCACGGACGUGAGCAGUAAUCCACAUUCAGAGGACUUUAUGGCACUGGCAAACUACUCUAGAGAAGAUUCAAGUGGCACCUUGUUCUCUAGAAAUUGGACAGCUUACCCGAAGGCUGCGUCCCCGAGGUGUUUCUCUCGACAAGAAGAGGUGAUAGACGACGCUGGCAGGGCAACUGCCAGUUCUAGUUGCCCUGUUGACAGCUCGAGUAACUGGAGAGAAUCCACCAGCGCAGCCAUUAUGGACUGCUGCCACUCUACGGAAAUAUCAACUCCCCAUCACGAUGUACACACUAGCAGUGGUUUUAAUACUCCACGAGCGACGGACGCAUCCCUGGACGUCACCUCAGAAAGCAGCAAAAGUCUAGGAAGUUUCCGCGUGCAUCGCUCGGGAUGCCAUUUGGAAAUGGCAGAGCUGCAAAAAUGGCAGCACCUCCUAGAGCUUAACAGCAUUCUUCAGCGAUGGAGACGUUGA